Molecule: messenger RNA, 1652 nt
Organism: Hordeum vulgare subsp. vulgare (domesticated barley)
Lineage: Eukaryota; Viridiplantae; Streptophyta; Magnoliopsida; Poales; Poaceae
Product: pentatricopeptide repeat-containing protein At1g05750, chloroplastic
Exons: 1
Coding region: 6-1460 (484 amino acids)
Biological process (GO): RNA modification
Molecular function (GO): RNA binding; protein binding
Source: RefSeq, a predicted model, not a curated record
CGGCCAUGGCGGUGGCCGCCUGUCAGUCUGUCAUUCUCCCACCACACGCGCAGCGCGCCACCCCAAAGCCGCCCCGCCGCACGCCGCGGCGAGACGUGGUCUCGUGGACGGCCGCCAUCGCGCGCCCGGCGCGGGAGGGCGACCUGCCGGCGACGGCCGCGGCGCUCUCCGCCAUGCUCUCCUCCCCCGCCGCGCCUGCCCCCAACGACGUCACCCUCCUCACCGUCCUCUCCGCCUGCGCCGGCGCCCCCUCCUCCCCGCUCGCCCGGCCCCUCGCUCUGUCUCUCCACGCCCUCGCCGCCAAGCUCUUCCCCAGCCACCUCCUCCUCUGCACCUGCCUCGCGCGGUUCUACCUCGCGUCCCGCCUCCCCCACCUCGCCCUCCAGCUCUUCGGCUCCAUGACCGUCAGGUCCGUGGUCACCUACAACACCAUGAUCACCGGCCUCAUGCGCAACGGCCUCGUCGCCGCCGCGCGCGAGGUGUUCGACGGAAUGCCGGAACCGGAUAAGGUCUCCUGGACGGCGCUCAUCGACGGGUGCGUCAAGAACGGGCGCCACGACGAGGCGAUCGAUUGCUUCCACGCUAUGCUGCUGGACGGCGUCGAGCCAGACUACGUCACGCUGGUGGCCGCCAUCUCCGCGUGCGCAGAGGUCGGCGCGCUCGGUCUUGGUAUGUGGGUGCACCGGUUGGUGACCAGGGAGAGGCUGGAGGGCAACAUCCGCAUCGCCAACUCGUUGAUCGACAUGUAUGCUCGGUGCGGUCAGGUGGAGUUUGCACGGCAGGUGUUUGACAGCAUGAGGAACCGGACGGUGGUCUCGUGGAACUCGAUGAUCGUCGGGUUCGCAGCCAACGGACGGUGCACGGACGCUAUCGAGCAUUUCGAGGCGAUGCGGAGGAAGGGGUUCAGGCCAGAUGCGGUGACGUUCACGGGCGUGCUCACGGCCUGCAGCCAUGCCGGUCUCACCGACGAGGGGCUGAGGUACUACAAAGCCAUGAGAGCAGAGCACGGCAUCACAGCGAGGAUGGAGCACUAUGGGUGCGUGGUCGACCUGCUCGGCCGGGCCGGGCGCCUGGGCGAGGCAAUGAGCGUGGUUGCGACCAUGCCGAUGCGGCCGAACGAGGUGGUGCUGGGAGCUCUGCUCGCUGGGUGCCGGAUGCAUGGGGACGUGGACAUGGCCGAGCAGCUGAUGCAGCACCUCCUUGAGCAGGACCCCGGCGGCGACUCCAACUACGUGCUGCUGUCGAACAUCUACGCCGCCACGGGGAAAUGGGACGGCGCGGGCAAGGUUCGGGGCCUGAUGAAAGCCCGGGGGGUGAAGAAGAGGCCUGGCCGCAGCGCCGUGGAGAUCGACGGCGACGUGCAUGAGUUUGUCUGCGGGGAUCGGUCUCACCCGCAGGCUGAUGAGGUGUUUGACAUGCUUGGCCUGCUGAGCCAUGAGAUGGCAGGGCGUGAACCGUGAGUUAUGAGAUCGAGCACCUGGAGCGACUGCCUGCUUGGAAUGGAGAAGACCAACAUUCGUCCAGGCUACUCCUAGAUCAGAAAAUUCUUGUAUUUGCAUCUCUACGGUUGUAUUUGUAUCUCUGGAAGAGGCAUCCAACAUGUACAGUAUAUACAGACACAGGUGAUGAGAUGGAUAUUUUUUACGUCGACA